Poecilia latipinna (sailfin molly) is the source of this 1851-nucleotide messenger RNA. It is a transcript of the gene ncmap, whose product is annotated as non-compact myelin associated protein. NCBI's taxonomy places the organism in Eukaryota, Metazoa, Chordata, Actinopteri, Cyprinodontiformes, Poeciliidae. Gene Ontology annotation, biological process: regulation of myelination. Bases 1277 to 1726 code for a protein of 149 amino acids. The transcript is spliced from 6 exons. Gene Ontology annotation, cellular component: paranode region of axon; Schmidt-Lanterman incisure; plasma membrane. The record is from RefSeq and is a predicted model, not a curated record. Gene Ontology annotation, molecular function: structural constituent of myelin sheath.
AGCUGUAGUUUCCUCCUGUGGCGGUGAAAGAAACAACAGAAUACCUCCACUGCUGCUUUCGCAAUCGGCACAACUACAAACUUCAUGUCUGCAGCACCUGUGACGCAGCUGCAAGACAAAGAGCGCCACUCAUGAGGUGAAAAGCGCAGCAGCUGGGAGGUCUGAAUGAAAACACACUGAUGUCUGCAGCAGCACCACUGGAUGGAGACUGAUGGAUUCCCUUUUCUAUUGUGGUUUUCCUGCCUUGUGAAACCUGACCUCUUCACGGUCACAUAAUGGGACACACACAAGCGGGUCAUCUGCAUCACUCUCGUCCUGUUAUGGGAUUCCUGACAAUGCAGGAGAAGUUUAGUUACACUGUUUUGUACAAAAGCAAAGAUGCUGCUUGCUUUGUCAUGAUGGGCUCCACCCAAACCCUGGAGGGAAAGUGAAGCUCGAUCCUGGAGCUGCAGACUGAUGUCGGCGAUUCCUGUGCAGGGAAUACCUUCAAUACUGAGCGCUUAAAUGGAGAUUAUAAGAGAAAAAACAGGAGUGAUGCAUUUUUUCUCCUCCAUCCAAUUCCUUUUGGACACGUUAGUUAAUUUUCAACUCCAUUCAAAAGGUGUUAGUGCAAAGACUAGCAGGUUUAUUACUCUGAUGCCUGGUUUAAGCUGCAGCCCCAGAACCAAACAUGGAGAAGCAGCAUUCAGUUUUUAUGCUCCUCUGAUCUGGAACAAACUUUCAGUAAACUGCAAAACAACCGAAACACUGAGUCCCUUUAAAUAAAGACCUGUUUGGAUCUGCCUUUGAUUAGCAACUUCAAGCACUCUGCACCUUUUCAUGUGAGACGCAAACAUGACACUCUGCAGAGGCCCAGGCUAUGGAGAGAGCAGCUCAUUUUGAAAAGGCACGCCUAAGGGCCGGGCAGAAGGACCAGAAAAACCAGCUGCCUCAGAUGGUUCCUCUCGGCACAGCAAACGUGGAGUCUCCUCCUCUUUUACCCCUUCUUCCUCCUCCCUCCUUUAAUACUCACUGAAACUGCACACCGACACACCUCUGCUUGGUUUUCAACCCUCUCCCUGUCUCAUAUUUUAGUUUUAUUACACCUGAAGUUGUGUUGUCUUCCUCCAUUUCUCCUGUCCGACACCUGGAGCAGACCUGCUGUGAUCUACCGGCUCAUACAGGUGGACUAUGCCUCCUUCGGCCAGCUGACAGUGGGGGAACCAUCGCUGCUCAGCGCCCACCUGGGAAGGGCUUGAGCUGGAACACAGAGGAGUCCGUUUGGUUUUUGCUGAAAAUGAGUUCAUCUGCUUCGUCUGCGCCCAGCACCACAGUUUCUUCAAACACAACCUCGGUGACAAAAUCUAGAGAACAAAUUCUGAUCCAGAGCUCUGGGGCUAUGAUUGCUGUCAUCGUCAUCGGCAUCAUCAUCAUUCUCGCUCUUGUUCUCAUCGUCCUGAAGACGUACAACAGACGGACUCAUGAGUCCAGACUGCUGGGGGGCCGGGCGGGCUCCAAACCUCGUCCGAAGACGUCCCAGUCCACGUUUAACGGCAGCGUUCCUCUGAACAGCAUGGGGGUCAGCUCCGUGUCGGGCAGCAUCACCCACUCCAACCCGGUGUCAGAGGACGGCUUCCAGCUGUCCAGAGCGGACGGGAAUCACUCCGAGCAGUUCAGCACCACCAGCGACUACAGCGAGUCCACCGUGGUCACCGUACACGACACGCCCUCCCCACUGAACACAUAGCAAACAGCUCCACUGGCCGAGGUUUGAAUUCAAACCAACACGACUGACUGAACCCUGCGGGAAUCUUCAUCAGCCGGGAAACUGGAGUGCUCAGAUUACAGGGAACAAACUGUGGAUUAUGAAGG